GUCCCCGGCUCCUCCCGCCUCCGGCUCCGGGUGCCAAUCGCAGAGGCGUCGCCCGGACGACGGACCCUCCCCCUUCCGGCGCUAGGUCGGCAACUUCCGGCUGGGGGUCCGGCGGCGGCGGGCGGGCUGCGGCGGGGGCCCCGGUGGGCGGCCAAGAUGGCGGCGGGCGGCGCGGAGGGCGGAGCGGGGCCCGGCGCCGCCAUGGGCGACUGCGCCGAGAUCAAGUCGCAGUUCCGCACCCGCGAGGGCUUCUACAAGCUGCUUCCCGGCGACGCGGCACGCAGGCCGGGCCCGGCCUCCGCCCAGACCCCGGCGGCGCCGCCCCAGCAGCCGCCCCAGCCGCCGCCCGGCCCCGCGGCCGCCCCAGGCCCCGGCCCCGCGGGCCCCGCGUCGUCCCCGCCGCCCGCCGGUCCCGGCCCCGGCCCGGGGCCCGCGCUGCCCGCCGUCCGCCUCAGCCUGGUGCGCCUCGGCGAGCCCGACGGCGCCGGGGAGCCGCCCUCCACGCCCUCGGGGCUGGGCUCGGGAGGAGACCGCGUCUGCUUCAACCUGGGCCGCGAGCUUUACUUCUACCCCGGCUGCUGCCGCCGCGGGAGCCAACGGUCCAUCGACCUCAACAAGCCGCUGGACAAGCGGAUCUACAAGGGGACCCAGCCCACCUGCCACGACUUCAACCAGUUCACGGCCGCCACAGAGACCAUUUCCUUGCUGGUGGGCUUCUCUGCCGGCCAGGUGCAGUACCUGGACCUCAUCAAGAAGGACACCAGCAAGCUAUUCAAUGAAGAGCGGCUGAUUGACAAGACCAAGGUGACGUACCUGAAGUGGCUGCCCCAGUCAGAGAGCCUGUUCCUGGCCUCCCACGCCAGCGGCCACCUGUACCUGUACAACGUCAGCCACCCCUGCGCCUCCACCCCACCCCAGUACAGCCUGCUGAAGCAGGGCGAGGGCUUCGCCGUCUACGCAGCCAAGAGCAAGGCUCCCCGCAACCCGCUGGCCAAGUGGGCGGUGGGCGAGGGGCCCCUCAACGAGUUCGCCUUCUCGCCGGACGGCAGGCACCUGGCGUGCGUCAGCCAGGACGGCUGCCUGCGCGUCUUUCACUUUGACAGCAUGCUCCUGCGGGGACUCAUGAAGAGCUACUUCGGGGGUCUGCUGUGUGUGUGCUGGAGCCCCGACGGCCGCUAUGUGGUGACGGGAGGGGAGGAUGACCUGGUCACCGUGUGGUCCUUCACGGAGGGUCGCGUGGUGGCUCGGGGCCACGGCCACAAGUCCUGGGUCAAUGCUGUGGCCUUUGAUCCCUACACCACACGGGCAGAGGAGGCCACGUCAGCCAGUGCUGAUGGAGAUGCCGGUGGUGAGGAGGAGGAGCCGGAGGCCAGCAGCUCCGACACAGGAACCCCACUGUCCCCUCUGCCCAAGGCUGGCUCCAUCACCUACCGCUUUGGCUCAGCUGGCCAGGACACACAGUUCUGCCUGUGGGACCUCACGGAGGACGUGCUCUCCCCUCACCCCUCCCUGGCCCGCACCCGCACCCUCCCAGGCACACCCGGGGCCACCCCGCCAGCCUCGGGUAGCUCUCGGGCCGGAGAGGCAGGCCCAGGCCCCCUGCCCCGCUCCCUGUCACGGUCCAACAGCCUCCCCCACCCAGCUGGUGGUGGCAAGGCCGGUGCGCCGGGCGCAGCGAUGGAGCCGGGCACACCAUUCAGCAUCGGCCGCUUCGCCACGCUGACCCUGCAGGAGCGGCGGGACCGAGGGGCCGAGAAGGAGCAUAAGCGCUACCACAGCCUGGGGAACAUCAGCCGCGGGGGCGGCGGGGGCGGCGGCAGCAGCAGCGACAAGCUCAGUGGCCCCGCUCCCCGCAGCCGCCUGGACCCAGCCAAAGUGCUGGGCACGGCCCUGUGCCCUCGCAUCCACGAGGUCCCGCUGCUGGAGCCGCUGGUGUGCAAGAAGAUCGCUCAGGAGCGCCUGACCGUGCUGCUCUUCCUGGAGGACUGCAUCAUCACUGCCUGCCAAGAGGGCCUCAUCUGCACCUGGGCGCGGCCCGGCAAGGGGUUUACAGACGAGGAGAACGAGGCCCAGGCGGGGGAGGCACGUUGGCCCAGGUCACCCGGCAAGUCAGUGGUAGAGGGUGCCCCCUCCCAGCCAGGCAACUCCCCCAGUGGCACUGUGGUGUGAAGCCGAGAUGGCCCCUGCCCCCAGCCUCCUAGACGCAGCCCUCCCUGCAGACCUCAAGGAUCACUAGUAACAAGACUAACGAGGAAGGGUUGCUCCGGCCCCGCCCUGCACAGACUGGCCCAGCCAUGGGGAUGUGGUGGCCCGUGUGGCCUCAGCCCUGGCCUCCACCCACUGCCAAGUGCAGCGACCUGUCCUCCGGAAUAUCAGUGUUAACCCACAUCCCUGUCCCAGCAUGUGACUGGUCACUCCUGGGAGACUCCGCCCACAACAGCCCAGCUCCACAGUGCCCCUGGGUGAGAGGGACCAGCAGGGGGUACCCCCUCCCUCCCAGCCCACACCCCACCCCUUGCUAUGGUCUGUGCUUUUGAAGAGUGUUAAAUUAUGGAGACCCAGGGCCUCCUUGUCCCCCUGAACCUCUUAUUUAUACUAAAGUCCUUGUUUGCA
Messenger RNA from Mesocricetus auratus (golden hamster), 2613 nucleotides. RefSeq names its product DM1 locus, WD repeat containing (gene Dmwd). Gene Ontology annotation, molecular function: protein binding. The record is from RefSeq and is a predicted model, not a curated record. Bases 157 to 2169 code for a protein of 670 amino acids. Lineage: Eukaryota; Metazoa; Chordata; Mammalia; Rodentia; Cricetidae. The transcript is spliced from 5 exons.